UUUUCGUUUUGCCUUGGUUUUGCCAUACUACUUUGCGAUUGUGUCACUGUGUGUGUUGUGGACUGUCAUGGUGUAUUGACUAUUGACCAUUUUUCACGACGGAAAAUAUAAUUUUCAAAGUCAUAUCCAUGUAAUGUGUGAUUAGUUAAUUACCGUCGUUAAUAUAACUAAUUUAACAAUUACGCUCUAUAAUUAAUAGUGGGAAGAUUGACUUGAAAUGAUAUAAUUAAAGCUGUAUCGACAUAAAAAUCAUGAAUCCUAUCCUGGGUUUCGUUUCUUUUCUUUUUUAUUUUGUAGCUGUAUGUCAGGGAUCAGGCACGGAUAUUGAGUUAGAUGCGAAAGCGACGUUGUUACAUCGAAUAGACAGUUUGAAUCUGUUGAUAUAUACAUGUCUUCUUACUCUGACCGUUCUUACUAUAUGGGUUUUCAAGCACCGUCGAGUCAGCUGGCUUCAUGAAACAGGACUGGCCGUAAUAUAUGGUCUGAUUGUGGGUGCAAUAAUUCGCUAUGCGGGCAGUUCAAAUCACAUCACCUACAUUGAUGUGUCCCCUAAUGUGGACACAAAGUACAACUUGUCUGUACCACCAGACAUGUUACGUUUCCACUUUCCUGAUAAGAUUCCAAUAUCACCUGGAGAUGCUCCAGUGCCAAACAAGACCUACGCCUACAGCUUUAGAGGAGAAAUAGUCAAUGUGGAACAGAACGAAAUAGAUUUGAAGGCAACAUUUGAUCCUGAGAUAUUCUUUAACAUUAUUCUACCUCCUAUUAUAUUUCAUGCUGGAUACUGUCUUAAGAGGAAAUAUUUCUUCCGCAACUUGGGAGCCAUUUUGACAUUCGCGAUGGUUGGUACUGCUUUGUCGGCUCUAGUCAUCGGAUCUCUGAUGUACGGGUGUGUUCAACUGAUGCCAGCGUCGUUGGCAGCGAGUUUCACUUUCCUGGACACCCUGUAUUUUGGUGCAUUGAUCUCGCCCACCGACCCUUUGACUGUUCUUGCCAUAUUUUCACAAUUGAAGGUGGAUGUGAAUUUAUACGCGAUGAUAUUCGGAGAGAGCGUGCUCAAUGACGCCGUUGCCUUGGUGCUCAGCGGAGCUAUACAAAACUACGAAACACGAUACUCUAAAGAUGGCGGAUUCGAAAUAACGGCAUUUUUGGGUGCGAUCGGCGAUUUCAUAGGAAUCUUCAGUCUUUCUCUACUCGUCGGUGCUUUCAUGGGCUGUUUGACUGCAUUGAUGACGAAGUUCACGCACGUCCGCGAGUGGCCGCUGCUGGAGUCGGCGCUGUUCGUGCUCAUGUCGUACGCCGCCUUCCUCAUCGCGGAGGUCUUCGAGCUCACAGGUGUGGUGGCGGUGCUGUUCUGCGGCAUAUGUCAGGCGCACUACACAUACAACAACUUGUCGUCGGACUCGCGCAACCGCACCAAGCAGCUGUUCGAGCUGUUGAACUUUCUGGCCGAAAACUUCAUAUUCACGUACAUAGGCGUCUCGAUGUUCACUUUCCCGAAACAUCACUUCGAUCCGUGGUUCAUCAUCGCUGGUUUUAUAACGUCGACUCUCGGCCGCGCUAUCAACAUCUACCCGCUUUCGUUUCUGCUGAAUCUGGGACGCAAGCCGCCCAUACCCAUGAACUUCCAACACAUGCUGUUCUUCUCAGGUCUGCGCGGCGCGAUGUCGUUCGCGCUGGCGAUCCGCAACACGGUGUCGGAGGCGCGGCAGGCGAUGCUCACCACCACGUCGCUGAUCGUCAUCGCCACCGUGGUGCUGCAGGGCGGCGCCGCCACGCACGCGCUCGCCUACCUGCGCAUACCUACAGGGCAAGGGCAAAGCGAUGAGAAUGAAGCGUUGCCUUACCGUGACGUCAGAAGUCUCUACCAGGCCACGGACACCGGUGGACCGCGAGGCCGCAUGGUAGUUAAGUGGUCUAAUGGCGCGAAGGAGGUGAUUAUGCCUUGGCAACUAAACAGUUACGACGAGACGCCGCACGGCAGCGACGGCGGCGGCGGGCAGAAGGCGCGGCUGGCGCGCGUGUGGGGCGCGGUGGACGCGCGCCUGCUCAAGCCGCUGCUGACGCACGCGCGGCCGCCGCUCACCGACACGCUGCCCGCCUUCAUGCGGCCGGUCGCCAGGCUGCUCACCACCACGCACCAGUACACGCAAGGGGAUAGCACAUUACGCCGAACGGAUUCUGACUCUGAUCUUUGCAUUGACGAACCUCAAGCCAUGCCUACGAGCAUUGACCCACAGCUAUCAAUUAAUGUUCGGAAUGGAUAUGGGCAUGUCUGAGCUUUUUAGCGUUUGUGAUCCUCAACUGUGAUAUGAGUUUCUCUAUGUAGCAUAUAGGAAAAGAAUGAUUAAUAGGAAAUUUUUAAUUAUUGCACGCAGCAAUUAUGGCCUGGAGUCGUGGACACGCGGAUUUCUGUUGAAGGUAUCACUGGGAGUAAUAUCUAGACGAUUGACGUGAGAAAGGAUUACUGAAAUAAACGCCUCGAUAAUGCAAAGAGUAAACUAAAUCACUUUUCACGCUCGAUACAACGCAAACAAAUGUUUAUAUCCUCAUGGCCAGUGAAAAUGAUUGAAAUUGAAUUUAUUUUUGUGUAGUUAAUAAGUACACGUGUCUUGUUUCACUUAUUGAUGUGAUAUUGAUGUAAUCUUAUAUCUGAUUCUGCGACAGGGAUAAAGAAUCUUCAAUAGACAUAUUUAGUAAAUAAUAUAAACAAUACAAAUGUAUGUAUUGUUGCGAGAGUCGUGUAUAUAGAACUCUCAACAGCUAUAUUUCGGAGUUAGUAUUCACAUCUGUAUCAUUUGUUUCCAUUAGCAAAAAAAAUUAUUUUUAGUGAUUGUCGGAGUUAGUGUGCAGUUAAAUAGAUUCAUGCCAUGUAGACUUGAAUGGUAAAAUUAAGUAGUACAACGAACUUUGUUUCAUUCAGCGACUUGCUAGUAUUUCUUAUAAUAAAAUUAGCUAUGUUUUAUUUCAAAGCAUGUAUUCGUCGCAUCAAAGCAAAACGUAACGCAUUUUAUUCUGCUAUAGCUUGCAAUGUGGUACUUCUUAUUAUAAAAAAGGUUAAAUUGAUCCUCAUCUAUUUAUUGUUAUCCAUCAAAUGGGCUAUUUUUUUAAACUAUUGGAAAGGUAUAAAUCGUUUUGUUAUUUUUCGAUUAACUUAUUGAAUAUUAUUUAUCACAGACUAUAGUAUUACUUUGAAAUUCUCAUAUGUACAUAUUACUAAAGGCAAGGUUUGUAAAACCAUCUAUUUAAAUGAACUGCUUUUAUUGAUGUAUGUAAUUGUGUAUUUACUAUACCAAUAUUUUGUCAUCAUUAUUCUGACAUAAGUUGUUUCGUCUAAAUGUAAUGGGGCUACCAGUGGCUAAUUCCACUGGUAAAGAAUCUUUAGCGGCAAGUUACAAAUUUCAAGAAAUUUGCUUUUGUAAUAAAAUUUCAAUUUAUCACUAUUUCAUAUUGUUAUUAGCAACCUUUAGCGUACAUUUUUUAUUAUUAACAAAUACAAAGUAAAUUUUCUGAAUUCCAUAUUAUUUUUCAAAGAUGAAUGUGAACACAUCUUUCAUUCAUUUUAUUUUCCAGUGUAAUGUUUUCUUACCAAAAAAUGUUUCUAUGACUAAUAAAUUUUUUCUUGAAA
Manduca sexta (tobacco hornworm) is the source of this 3628-nucleotide messenger RNA. It is a transcript of the gene Nhe3, whose product is annotated as sodium/hydrogen exchanger 7. Gene Ontology annotation, molecular function: sodium:proton antiporter activity. The transcript has 16 exons. The record is from RefSeq and is a predicted model, not a curated record. Gene Ontology annotation, biological process: sodium ion transport; proton transmembrane transport; regulation of pH. Bases 252 to 2279 code for a protein of 675 amino acids. Gene Ontology annotation, cellular component: membrane; recycling endosome. Lineage: Eukaryota; Metazoa; Arthropoda; Insecta; Lepidoptera; Sphingidae.